AUGAAGUUCAUACUCGUUCUUCUUGCAGUAGUGCUUCUUCUUAAAAGUGUGUCUGCUGAAGUGGUGGUGCUCACCAGUGAAAAUAUUAAUGGAACCAUUGGAAAAGACGGGUUGACAUUUGUAAAAUUCUAUGCCCCUUGGUGCGGUCACUGCCAAAAGGCUGCACCGGAAUUUUCAAAAGCAUCUGAUAUUCUUAAGGACACGGCUACCUUUGCUGAAUUGAAUUGUGAUGAUGAAAAAGAAACUUGUGCACGUUUCGAAAUUGAUGGGUUUCCCAAGUUCAUGAUUUUCCAGAAGGGUGUUAAAGUAUCCGAUUAUGAUGGUCCGCGUACUGCUUCAGCUAUGGCUAAUUUUGCAAAGGCAUAUUUAGCACCUGAUACUACAUCUGUAAAUUCCAAUGAGGAAUUUGAGAAUGCUAAAAAUGAAAACCCUAAAAUAUGCUUGAUUAAAACCAAGUCAAAUGAAACUGAUCUAGCGAAGUCGAUCGGUGAAAUCAUUCUUAAAUAUAAAAGCACGUUUCACUUUGUGCUUGUCACAGACGAAAAAGUCUCACCGGAUGAUUCCAUGGAAUCGAUUACUGUAUAUCGCAAGGAUGAUGAUAAAGAGGUAUUCGACGGUGAUCUCAACUCCGAGGCACUUAUUAAUUUCCUUGAUAAAGCUUCAAUUAUGUUUAUUGGCUCUUUAACACCUGAAACGAUUCCACUCUAUUCCAAAUUAGCCCGUGAUAAAGUAGGUAUACUUUUGCUGGGUCAGGAAAAGACUGAAGAACAUGUCGCUGAUAUUCGAUCAGUUGCCAAAAAGUAUCGCAAUGACAUUAUAUUUAUCGGUGUUGAAUCUGAAACUAACGAGGUUUCCAGAAAUAUAGGUCUUCCCAGCGACACAGUAUUCCCGGCAUUUGUUAUCACCUCUCAGUCCUCGAUAUAUGCCCAUCCUACGGACAUACAAGCGAACUCCAGAACGAUUGGUGACUUUAUUGAAAAACAUCUCAAGGGUGAAGUUAAUCCUCUUAUAAGAUCGCAACCGAUUCCUAAAGAACCCACUAAAGAUGGUCUUACGACUUUGGUGGGUAAAACAUUGGAUUCUUAUCUGAAAGAGGGAAAGGACAUGUUAAUUUAUAUUUAUGCACCCUCGUGUGGACACUGCCAAAAGUUCCACCCAGUCUAUGAUGAAUUUGCUAAAGCCUAUGGUUCCGAUGAUUUGAUUAUCGGCAAGAUUGAUGCUACAGCUAAUGAUUUUAAUCGAACCCUGUUUAAUGUGACUGGAUAUCCUACCGUAUGUUUUAUCCCAGCUAAAAGUAAUGAGGCAAUAUAUUACAAUGGCGAUCGCACAGUGGAUGACCUUGCGUCCUUCGUAAAGGAACACAUGAAGGGACCUGCUGAGCCGACGAAUGAAGACACAGAAGAUGGCGAUUUAUAG
Molecule: messenger RNA, 1416 nt
Organism: Phytomonas sp. Hart1
Lineage: Eukaryota; Euglenozoa; Kinetoplastea; Trypanosomatida; Trypanosomatidae
Source: the annotation of a GenBank genome assembly